UAUAGUUUUGACUUAUGACUUUUGUUGACGGCUUGAGAUUGUAAUAACUUGUUAUUCAUUUUGAAAGUAAAUUAAAUAUCAUUUCUCAAUAAAACGAUAAUGAAAACUGUGUAAAAAUCUAUAGCGAUGUUGAACCAAACUUCGACGGAAGCUUUGCUUUCGGCCACUUAUGUUGAAAAUUACUUGGAUUGCGUGGAAAAUCUGCCCAAUGACCUGCAAAGACAUUUAUCGCGUAUGCGAGAAUUAGACGUGACUUAUAGAGAAUGCCUCCGAGAUGCUGAAACACACUUGGCAGUAUGCAUAGGGACUAACACGGAAGAGCGUCGUCGCGGAAGGGCAGCGAUACGCUUACAAACUGCUCUAGUAGCUGCACAAGAGAUAGGCGAUGAAAAACUACAAGUGGUACAGCUCCUGCAAGAUCUUAUCGACAAUAAGCAACGUUCACUAGAUGGUGAUCAUAAGAAACUCGUUUCCUGUCUGGAAGUAAAUACUAAUGGUGCAACAAAGGAAGCAUCUCCACCCCAAGUGCCCGAGCCUCGUGCAGUGGAGAAGGAAGUAGUCACACAGCCGGUGCAGCCUCAGCAUGUGCCUCCUCCUCCACCGCCUGAGAGGCCCACUGAGAAGGAAAAGGAGAAGACGGAGAAGGAUAAAUCUGGAGGUGAGCGGUGGUCGAAACGUGCUCGGCGCUCGCGCGCGACGGUGGGCGCGGCGACCGACGGCGCGGACUCCAGCGAGCGCGACAGCGAGCGACACACGCACAACACGCAACACAAGAAAGGCAUGGGUAAAAAGAAAAAACGCAAAGCGCGCCAAACAGCGCAGCGCUCAGAGACGCCGCCCGAGGAAGCGGACGCGAUCGACCCCGACGAGCCGCGCUACUGCCUGUGCGACCAGAUCUCAUUCGGAGAGAUGAUCCUCUGCGACAACGACCUCUGUCCCAUAGAGUGGUUCCACUUCUCCUGCGUCUCGCUCACCACCAAGCCCAAGGGCAAGUGGUUCUGCCCCAAGUGUCGCGGCGACCGACCCAACGUCAUGAAACCUAAAGGACAGUUCCUCAAAGAACUAGAACGGUAUAAUAGGGAAAAGGAGGAGAAGGCAUAGUGAUUGCUCGAGAGGAAGUGAGAUGACUGACUGUAAUAGCCUCUAAAUAGUUUCAAUUUUUUGAUUAAACUUUUUGUUAUACAAGCAAAUCUGAGGCACGCUUUAUUUUACUCCACGCACUGACAAGGCUGUGCUACGGCCGGAUAGUUACAUUCAUGCGGGAACAGAAUGCGAUUGUGACAAACAGACAGACAGUAAAGUUCACAGAUUAAUCAAAAAUGAUUGAUCAAAAAAGCGAUGCACCUAAUAUAUUAUUUCAAACAAAUAGGUAGUCUUAUACUUUAUUGACACCAAUAACAAAAUCUUAUUCAGAGUUGCUUCUGAUGAACAAUUUUACAGUUCAACUCUAAAAUUGUUCACGUUAAAAGUUUCAUGAGAAGUUAAAUAUGUAAUUUAAUUACUUAAAUAGGUAUUUUUUUUUUGUAGAAUACCAUGAGAAAUGAAUGAAACCAGGCACAUAGCCAGGAAGGGAUUGACGGAUUUGAUCCUUGAAAGUUUCUAAUAUUAUUGUAUAAUUUAUGUAUGUGUCGUGUGUAUAUGGAUUAGUUAAUUAAUUAUUAUUUAUUAGAGAAUAAAUAAUUUCAAAGAUUUACUUUUUUAUUUAUUAGAAACAAUUUUAUUUUAUAACGCAAUUAAUCGUCAGUUUAUUGCAAGAACGCCUUUAUUGCAAAAAUCUUCAACAGAACAUAUUUACUGUAGGGAGGUAUUAUGACGUCAUCUCACUUAGCCCCAAUAGACUGGUGUCUAUCUGACAUGAGUAUUUAUAAUGUGAUGAAUAAAAUAUUCAUAUUUUAUAAUGUGAACAGAGAAUUUAAUAUUUUAUUGCCAGAAUAAGAAGUGAAUAUUUAAUAUUUUGAUUUUGUUUUUUAUUCUAAGAUCAUUCAUUUAUUACAUCCCACAUUAACAUUAAUAUAACAAUAUAUUAUUACACCCUUCUUUUUACACAGAGGUAAUAUAACCAUUUUAACAUAACCAUACGAUAUUUUCGCUAUACUCCGUCGCCUGUACUUCAAAAGUAAGUGUGAUGUAAUUUAUGAAUGUUCCCCUGGCAAACUUGUAAAUAUAGUAUGUUUCCUACGUAUUUAGGAAGUUAAUGACAUAAUAAUAGUGACUUAAGUACAGCGGAUAUGUAUAACAAUUCUGUACAGAAAAGUUUUCUAAUGCAGUUGAAGCUAACAGAUUUAAUUUCGUCAAUUUAAAUAUAAGAUUCUAAAUUA
Molecule: messenger RNA, 2318 nt
Organism: Maniola jurtina (meadow brown)
Lineage: Eukaryota; Metazoa; Arthropoda; Insecta; Lepidoptera; Nymphalidae
Product: inhibitor of growth protein 1
Exons: 5
Coding region: 127-1101 (324 amino acids)
Biological process (GO): positive regulation of DNA-templated transcription
Cellular component (GO): nucleus
Source: RefSeq, a predicted model, not a curated record